AUGACGGCAGAAAAAUUCCAGCAAGAGGCUGAGGCCAAUGGGAAUGGACCUCAGUCCCAAGAUCCACAGCGUCCCGGUGUGGCACAAGAUCUGGCGGUUGAACGUGGGAUGAAGCCUACGCAAGACACGAGUCUGCCUGCGGACUUGAUACAGGUAGAAGAGCAGAAAGCACCAUCCGUACCAGAAAAGGUCAUCACACCUCCUGCCAAGAACCCUCACAUGGAGAUGCCUCCAAUCGUGUCGGAGCCCGAGCCGCAGAUGGUGACGCCGCUGUCCAGGUUGACGGCAACGCCGACGUUCAUCGACUGCCCCUUCUGCCUCCAGCGGGCUCAGACAAAUGUGUCAACAGAGGGGACCUCAAUGCAGACCAUGGCGGCGGCUCUGUGCUGCUUGUUCUGCAUAUGUGCUGUCUGUCUCCCAUAUGUGUGCCCACUGGUUUGA
Molecule: messenger RNA, 441 nt
Organism: Diaporthe citri
Lineage: Eukaryota; Fungi; Ascomycota; Sordariomycetes; Diaporthales; Diaporthaceae
Exons: 2
Coding region: 1-441 (146 amino acids)
Source: RefSeq, a predicted model, not a curated record